AUGAAUGAAAUGGAACCAAAGGCAUGACACUAAAUAAAAUUUCAAGAUAUUUCUUAUCUAAACCCCAUUUUAGGGUCAUUUCUUAGAAAUGAUAAUCUAAGGAUCGAAGAGGGCAAAAUGAUAAUGACACUUAAAAUCUUGCAACAGCAUCGUCGUUUCCUCCAUUUACUUCUACAAAGGUACUUUACUGCAGUUGCAAAUGCUUCCAAAAGCAGUGUACCAAAGGUACUGACUUGUCACAGGGAUGACUGUGUGUCAGAAAUUAUUGAUGUUAGAACUCCAGCUGAAUAUGAGGAAGAUCAUAUCCCAGGGGCAAUAAAUCUACCUGUCCUUUCAAAUGAUGAAAGGAUAACUAUUGGGACAAUGUACUCCCAUAGCAAGUUCGAGGCACGUAAGGCAGGAGCUGCUUUGAUUUCAAGAAAUAUUGCAAAUCAUAUUGAGGUGUAUUUUCAAUCAAAGGGCACUGAUUAUAGUCCUCUUAUAUAUUGCUGGAGAGGAGGUCAAAGGUCAUACAGUAUGGCUCUCAUUCUGGCUCAAAUUGGUUUUGAGUCGUUUGUGUUAGAAAAAGGAUAUAAACAGUAUAGGGCAGGAAUAAGACGGGAGUUUGAGACCUUGCCACAGAUGUUUCAGUACAGAGUUAUAUCAGGUCCCACAGGAAGUGGAAAGACCAGGAUACUACAAGCAUUGUCAGCACAAGGUCACCAAGUCCUUGACCUUGAAGGUCUAGCUAAACAUAAGGGCUCAGUUUUAGGACUUUGGCAUGGUGAGACACAGCCUUCACAGAAAUACUUUGACUCGUUAUUAUGUGAUAAGUUACACUCUUUUACAACUUCCAAACCAGUGUGGCUAGAAUCGGAGAGUGUUCGCAUUGGUUCAAUAUGUAUUCAUCAAAAAUUCUUCCAACAUUUAAAAACAGCUCCUAGAUUUCAUGUGCAUCUACCUUUAGAAGAAAGGGUAAAGCAUAUAAUCAGAGACUAUCCGAAUUGGAUUGAAAAUAAAGAAGAAUUGAAAACAAUUAUUCUAAAACUAGUGAAUACAGCUGGUCAUGAACGUGUAAACGAAUGGUUGACCUUGAUCAAUCAGGGUGACUGGGAGGCUUUUGUGAGAAGAAUGCUUCUGGAGCACUAUGAUCCAUGUUAUAUGCUAUCUCAGAAGAAGAAUGACUUAUCUAUAGUCGAAUCAAAACAUUUACAUUUAGACAACCUUGAUAAUGAUACUUUAACUAAUCUUGUAAAUAAAAUUGAAAGUAUUUAGUUGAAAGUUGAAUACUUUUGUGUUAAUUCAUAGAAAACAUACGUUCAGUGAAGCACAAGCAUAAAACUAAUUAAAUGCUUUAUGAUGUACUAUAAAUUUCUAAGAAGAAAAAGAAACUUAAAAUUUUGUCUUACUGUCAAAAAUUAUAUCUGUCUAAAAGAAGUAAUAUCAUAUCAUAUGAUUUCUGAGAUUUUUAAAAUUUCUUUGCAGUGAAUAAUAAUAUUUUAUACAUGUAGGAAUGUAAUAUCCAAGGGAUAAGUUUGACUUUUGAUUGAAUGGAAAACAGUAAAAUUUAUUUUCAUGUUUUUAUACAUUUAGCUGUUAUUAUAUUAGAUUAUUUAUUUCAUUGUUACAGUUGCUGGUAUUAAUUAAUGAAUUAUAUUUGAGAAAUGUUCCUCAAACAGUAUUUAAUAAAGUAUUAUAGCAAGUAUUAAAUUUAAUCUGAAUUUUAUUGUUGGUAACAGGUUAUUGGCACUGAUAGAGUAUGAGUAAGACUAAAAUAAGACUGGAGCACCACACUAAAUACAGUAUUCCAGUAUACCGGACAAGGGGCUUGAAUGAUUAAAUCUUGACUUUUCACUCAACGGAAUGAACUUUAAAAGGUCUUGUUCAUCUUUUCACAACAAUUUAUGUAUGAUAAUGAAUGAAAAAUGCAAGCAUUGGUGAAAAAAACAAUAUUUGUCUAUUUAUUGAUCAUGAUUUCUGCAAGCUCCAGUCCUAUAUUGAGUUAAAUUCAUAGCAUAUGACACUUUUUGAAAGGGAGUUAAAUCUUAUUAGAAAUAAUUGCUGAAAAUCUUG
This is a messenger RNA of Ruditapes philippinarum (Manila clam), 2052 nucleotides long. RefSeq names its product tRNA 2-selenouridine synthase-like. Bases 118 to 1254 code for a protein of 378 amino acids. The record is from RefSeq and is a predicted model, not a curated record. The transcript has 3 exons. Gene Ontology annotation, biological process: tRNA wobble uridine modification. Gene Ontology annotation, molecular function: thiosulfate-cyanide sulfurtransferase activity; tRNA 2-selenouridine synthase activity. NCBI's taxonomy places the organism in Eukaryota, Metazoa, Mollusca, Bivalvia, Venerida, Veneridae.